AAGAAAAGUGAAAAAGUUGAUGAUAAUAUAGCGUCUAUAAUUGGCAGUCUUCUUUUGCUACCAAAGAUGUAUCACCUCUCCAGUAAACUUGUCCCAUCGUCGUGCGAUGCUCUCUGCGAAUAUGUGCGUCACCAUCCAAAAAUAUCCGUGACCAGCUUAUUAGUACCUUUCCUUCAAAUUUGUCCAGAAACCAAAGAACAGCAUGUAGAUUUACUAAUACAGUUGACAGAAAAUUGUUCAUCGCCUCUAUCUUCACAGCUACUAAAUGCUCUAUCCUCAAGAGAAGUCGUGAGUGAAGUUGAUUUGGACAUUUUCCAGCACUUGUGCAAGAAAGUUGACCCACAAUCGGAAACCAAUCAUACGGCAGUUCUCACUUUUCUCGGGAAAGCUGUGAAGAGUCACCAUGGAUUAGUCAAGUAUGGCCAGUGCCUUUUGUACAUUGUUAAACACAUGGGUAAAUUCAUCACAGAUGAAGAUGCUCUGCAGUCUGUGGUCAAUGGCCACACCUCUGGCAUGAAAAAAGGCAUACAGAUCCAGCUCAAGAAAGUUUUGCAGAAUAAGUGAUACUGGAUUUAAGCAUCUGAGUGCCUGGAAUUGAGCAGUAUGAGCCAAGAAGUCAUCAAAAGAAGUCUUCAUCUCAACUAGGAACCUCUUAUCACAAGACAAGAGUUGACUGUGAAGCUGUGCGGAAGAAUCCAAAUGGAAAAGGGUUGGAUGGACACUUAGCGUAAAGCAAUACGUCCUUACGAUGUACACACCACUUGUAUAAAAUGCUCAAUUGCUACUUCGACCAGGAAGACCAUGUGCAGCUGUUCACAGUUCUUAUCUGACAAAUCUAAGAAAGAAGUCUGUAAGGGUCACCAAAAUAUGUCGCCCAACACUUGAUAAGCAGCUAACACAAGGUGAAUCUUUGUGGAUCUGAAAGUCAAAGCUACAUACUAACUUCAAUGUGGUUCAUCAACUCUGCUGUACUAAAGGUUUUCUGCAGUGGCAGCAUUUUCAUCUUGCUUGAGUUUCAUUUCAGGCUGUUCUAUGAGCAAGAGUCUGUGCUGACAAGUGCCAGUUUGAAAAACAACAAUAAUAGGUUUUCUACUAAACAGCCACUAUUUGCUCUAUUCUGCACUCCAAUUAAAAUCCCAGAAUAUCAAUCCAAUGUAGUAAAUUCCUUGGGUCUUCAGAUAAGUCAAGAAAUUCUCUGCAUUAUCCUCUCACUGUACAGCUUCCAGUGGAUCUUUUUGUAGCAAACCUUUAGAGACAACAGGCUUGAUCACCUGGUAUGCAGAUGCAUAAUCUACUUUUCUCAAGGGUCUGAAGCACAUAAGGUUACAUUUUCCACAAGAAAAGGCUGUAAUGGUAAAGGGAAGUGAAAGUUUAUGACUCAUCAGUCAACUGAUUCCUCAUUAUGAAGACUUUAUUUUAAUUACAGUAUAAAGUGAGGCCCCUGCUCAUUCUUUAAAGGCAUGAUCAUGGCUCAAAUUCUGCACAACUUACCGACAUGACUGGAAGGGAAAAUUGUAACAGAAAAAAAGUUCCAAUGAAAAGAUCCUCCUGCAAUGCUAUUCCUGAAUUUGCAUUGGCCUAACAAUACUGGCUCUCCUGCCUCUUAAACCGAUACUGUACGACAUUUUUCACCUAUAUAUUUGCUCCAUAAUAAAAUUAUUUUUGAUACCACACUUGAUAUUGUAGAUAUUUUGUUUUUCCCCAUAUGAUAUGCGCUGCAUAAUUAUUUUGAUACAAAUCAUUAUAUACUGUUAAAGAUUUCCAGCUUCUUUACCUGUUUGUAAAUUGUGAACUCUAUUAUUUUUGCAUUCCUUGAUGUGUGCCCACUGGUUAAUGACAGUGGGCACUAAGAUGGAGGGGUAAAAACAUGAAUAUCAUGCACCUUCCUUUCAAUGUAUUUUGGUAGUCCAUCACUAUCUCUGCGAGUACAUACUCUAACUUGUUAAAAAGAUAUCCAAAUACUAUCCUUGCUUGUAAAAAUUGGAGAAGCUAAAUAUUCCUGCAUGUUUUUCCUACCUAAUUCCUAGUCUAAGCCUGUACACGUGCAUGAGUUAGUAAUUUACUACUAUGAGGAGCAAGUUAUUAUAUAACUGCCUGGUUAUAUUAAUAAAUGUACUAAUACUACUGUCUUGUUCUUAAACUAUUUUCCUC
This is a messenger RNA of Macrobrachium nipponense, 2151 nucleotides long. RefSeq lists its product as uncharacterized. The record is from RefSeq and is a predicted model, not a curated record. Lineage: Eukaryota; Metazoa; Arthropoda; Malacostraca; Decapoda; Palaemonidae. Bases 67 to 564 code for a protein of 165 amino acids. The transcript has 4 exons.